UAUAGCGGAUAUAUUGCCUAGUCCGUAUGUCCAUCCGUUGCGACUCGGCUAUUGGUGCAGUAAUUUUACCUACACAUCGUGGCAAACUUUUGCCUAACAUCUUAAUACCCCCUAAUUCUCUUCUAAAAUAUUCUAUUGUAUUUAUAAAUAACUAAGACGAAAAUUGGUUAAAAUAUUGAUAUUAAUACGAAGCCGGGUUUCGAUCCCUAAAAUCUGUUGCUUGUGAUUGGCAACGGAGUAAGAGUUUUAGUCGAAGGGCAAAGCUGACCUGCGCAGUGGAUGCUUUUUGGAGCUCUCACAACAGACAAGUUUUGGCUUUGGCUACAAAAGGACUUGGCAAGCGCUCGAAUUCGGCAUUCGUUGCUAGCCAGUUGGACUGUUUGCGUUUGGUUAACCCAAUGAAGUAAAUAAUCGAAGAAAAUGGAACAAGUGCGGAAUUAGUGCCAGGACAUUUGCUACCGGAUGCAAGCGUGCGUGACAAUUAAAAAUUAAAGCCGAGUGAAUAAGCCGGAGGAAGUUGGUUAGAUAAUUGCAGUUAGAGGCGUGGGAGGCCCAGUAUGUUCUUUCGGCGCAUUUUGGAACGCAAGGAUAGCGCUACUAAUGUGCCGCUUCCCUUGACGACCACGGAAAGUCCGCAACUGCACUACAAUAGCGAGGACAGCGAGAGUGCCACUUACGUGAGUGGUGCCGCUGGCAGUGAAGUCAAGGACAGCAAUAACAACCAGUCGGGUGGCAGUGUGGCUGCUCCGCCCGCUCCGAUGAAAGUUCAGCGCCGAGUUGAGGCCCCAAUAGGUGCAGUGCAACUGACACCGCUGUGGGAGCACAUUCUCCGCAGCCGGCGCCUUCCGGAAACAAUUUGCCCUAGCGCCAUGUACGCCGAGUUCCAUGAGCGCUUGCAGGAUCCAGAGUGGCAGGUGCGCCAACACGCCCUCCGAGUCCUCGUCGAUGUCCUUGUCGUGAUGCAAGACGAGGCCGAUGACCACAUGGAGCGCCAGCAGCUCAUUGGCUUGCUGGUCGAGAACCUGGGCCAUCAGGCACCCACCGUGCGGAAGGGAGCUCUCGAUUGCCUGCGAGUCUACCUUGCAGAGACCGCCAUUCCGGAUAUAGUCAUGCUGGGGAUCCUCGAUGCCAGCCUGUCGAGGCAGGCACAGGCGCAGACGGGGCAAUUGGGGCGCCUCACCUGCGGGGUAAUGUUGUCUCUGCCUGCCCUACUGCAAACAACUCUGCACACUCCCCAGCGACACCGCAUCGCAAAGACCACUUUGGAGAGGGUCGUGCCGCACAUGGAUCAACUGGCCAAUCAGGAAAUCACUCUGAAGGUCUUAACAAAGAUCAAAGAGCUACUGGGGCACCACGAGUUCGAAGACAUUAUGAGUGAUUUGGGCCGUGGCGACGCCCUGAACGAGUACUAUCAACUUUGUCAGGUUUACGGGGUGUCUGGGAAACCGAAAAAAAGGGGCGAGUUAAAAACGGGCGCUUGGCGUGCAUUACCGCGUGAACAAGGCUGGAGAAACAGCCACGAUAUCGACACAAUGGACAGCGCGCUCCAGAUACAGUCAAGCUGUCCGGACAAAGGAAAGGUCAUUAUGGAAACGGAGAUCAAAAUCAACGACGACACGGUGACCAUGCGUCUCCUCGAGGCGGACACUGAGACGGAAGAGUCCGACAGCCCAGCCAGGAGAUACUCAAAGGACGGAGAGUCGGUCUGUCACCCCCUUUUGUCCAGUGUCACCAGCCACCACAAGCUUAGUGUUGGGGCGGGGAUUGUGCAGGUUAUAAGUGAUUCAGAACUAGACGAGCUGCAAGCCACCAGGCCCGGGAGUCUUUCCGAGCCGAGCACUCCCUCUCGAGGUCCGAAGCGCGUAACCUUCGGCGGAGAAAUUGUUAAGAUGCGAACCCCCGACAGCGACGUAGCCUCUUCUACAAGCUACUCUCAACAAAGCCCCGCCCAGGCCAAUCCUAGUGCCACUAUCCUGACUUUGGGACGUGCAUCGCCCACUCGCCUGAUCUUGCCGGAGGAGGAGUCCCCUCUUCUAAAUUACACUAAACCGCCCAGUGACAAACGAACAACGGCGCUCGUGGUCGAGAUCCCAUUGGACAAUACUAAGCCCUUGCCCCCACCAAUACCCUUCAAUUCGCAGUCGCCCGUUCAUCAGGGCAACGUGUUCAGCGAUCAACCAACGACCAGUCCCAGCAACCGAAAGGAGGUGGACGGAAGGCAGUCGCCAUCACUCCCCUCUCCCGGGUUUCGCAGCCGCAGCACCAGUCCGACUGGGAGCAACAACAUAAGCCCCAAAGUGCCGCACAAGCAAAUCGAGGUUCUGCACAAUCUACAACGCGACCCGUCGCCGCGAUCCCAGCGUCGCUCGGAGGACAUGAGUGCCCCACAAGGAGAGGGCCAUCCUGUAGGCGGAAAUAACUCUGCCUCACCGGCACUUCCAAGGAGAACUGGAACCGCCUCAACGAUGUCUGCAGAGUCGCCGGCCACACCCAAAUCCUGGGAGGACCUGGACAUUGUCAACUUCAAGACGCUGAUGGACCUGCGAUCUGGGGAUUGGCGCAAUCGGCUGAUGGGCAUCGCCCAACUAGAGCUCGCCCUAAGUUCGUCGAGCAAUUUGGCCUUGGUGCAACCGUAUCUGGACAGUUUGCUGCGAACUCUCCUCUCCUCGGAACGGCACUUCGAGGUGGCCGAGCUAAAGCGAGAGCUGUUGGUUAACCUGAUCUCACGUCUGCCUUUGGACAACCUGGAGGAGCGCACGCCACAGAUCCUGACGGGGCUUUGUCGCCAGGGCAACGCUGGAGCGAACCGGGUAUGCAAGGCUUUAAUGCAGCGACUUCCGGCUGGAACAAUUGUGGCCAAACUGACUUCGCCAGAAUUUCUGCAUGCAAAGAGUUCAAAGUUCCGGGACCAUGCGCUUCAAAUGUCCAUCUUUUCCCUAAUGACCUUUCCGGGCACCUGCUUCGACAUAAACCUCCUGACGGCUCAGGCCGUAUACUCUCUGCUAAACCGCAAGCGUCGCGUGCGCCAGGCUGCCUUGGAGGUACUGGCAGUCCUGGCGGAUAUAUCAUCGGUAAAGGAUGUCCUAGCCAUCGUCUCAGAAAUGACGGCCGGCGUAGAACUUGGACCACUAGUGUUGGAGGCGGCGAGUGUGCGCCUCUCGCGCUUGCAGCUGCCCAUUGUGACUCCCGACAGCGGUGUGCUCUUUGUUUUUAACCAGACUUAUCAACCUGGAUCCAGGCGUUCUGGAGCGGAUGUGGAUUGGAUCUGUCAGGGGGAGGGCUCCGCCUCGCCUAACUCCAUCAAGAGAAGACGCAUGCGGGCUGCAAGCAGUCAGCUCGACGUACUUGAGAGCUCGGAAGUAACGAAUAAGAAAGAUAUGUUCCACAGUUUCAGCCAGGUAAACGAGACUCUGCAUCGACAUUCGUUUCACUCGCCCCCAGAAACUCUGGACAUGACUAGCCCCACAAAUGACUUUUCGCAAAGAUUAAGUUUUGGCGCUAAGACUAACAAUGUAGGAAAGCAAUCUUUAAUGGACAGACGCAUGGUGGCCAAGGCGUGCUCUGAUACUUCGAUGGAUGGGCGAAGUACUGAUAGCACGACCACCACAUGCAGCAGUGGAAGCGCCACAGGCAGCUUUAUUCAGCUCACCUCCCGCACUGGAAGUCUAUUUCCCGGAGAGAAAUCCAGAUUUCCCGCCAUGAACCAGCACACAGACUUCGUCAACAACUUUAUGCGAAGCAUGCAGCGCAGCACUAACUCCUACUCCGUGAAGGGUCGGGCCUACCCGAAGGUCAGUUAUACUAUUCCAAAGGGCCAGCAAAUGCUUCGCAAGAAACUCCAGCACCAGCACUCUUUUACAAAGCUGAGCAACGGAGGGCCAGCUCAAGGCAAGUCUCAUCUGUGGUUGUCCUGCCAAAUUUUACGUUAUCACGGUCACAUUUAUUUUUACCUAGGUUACGAAAAAAGCAAGAUAAACGAAUCCCAAAUUAGGCAACAGAGCGACUUUUCUUUAGAACACUUGCAAAAACUGGACACCGAGUGCGCCGACGCCGCCAAAUCAGUUGACAAGGAAACCGAGAGGGCAGUUCAACCCUCGGUGACGGCGGUCAAAGACAAGACAGACGGCUCCCCUCUCUCGGUAAGGUCCACCAGCUAUUCGCAAAAGUCGACAGCAUCGGCGAAAUCGAUUGGCAGCCAUAGCGAGGUGGGCAAUCCUUUAUCCUCAUCGGCUGGCGACGGCACUAUCGACGCCCAAAUGGAGGGCCUGAGCCUGGAACAGGAUCCCGUCGAAGCCUUCGGGGAGUUGGUAGUGGCCGAUAUUGAGGAAGCGGAACCUCCCGUCCAUGAUGAUCCGAUCAAGCUUAACGGAAGCCUAAAUAGCCUGCACAGCAAAACUGAGAGCAUCAGAACUCAGCUGGAGGACACUACACCGCAACUCUCGAGGGCUCAGUCCGUGAAAUCGCUGCCCAUUGAGGAGGACAUUGAGGGCAGCAACAGUUUCGUGGUAGUCGAAGAGGAACAGCACGAGCUGGAAUCAUCGCCCCUUCAGACCACGCCGGUGAAGCAAUUGCAGGAGAAACCAGUAGAUCCAGUAGAAGUUUCCAAAACGGAAAAUAACAGCAUUGACCCAAAGUUGGUUCAAACGCAUGAAGGCAUAGUGAUUCAUUCACGUAGCAUUUCCCUGGAUUCGCUCUACGGCGUACGACCGGAAUCGAAGCAGGGAUCCUUGGACACCAGCACGAGCACCACGGACAACACCUCGCAGUCCGGUUUUCACAUGGGGAACAUCAGCUUCUCCGGAAAGGCUCAGCACACGCCGCUCAAGCAGAAGUCCAAGACAUCGUACUUCUUGCGGGCACAGCGACGAGUCUCACCCGUAAAGCAGGCUAUCAAGAUGUCCCAGGCGGAACUUUUUCCGCAGAACAUGGCGCGCUUUGAGAAGCCACGCGAGGCUCUGCUCAAGACUUUCGACCAGCUGGACUCCAGCAAUUGGGAGAUGAACAUGACCGGUCUGAAGAGCAUGGUGCGUCUGAUUCGCUACCACGCCGACACAUUGGACAAUCAGAUGCACAUGACAUGCAUCCAGCUUACCCGUUCAGUCCGAAAUCUGCGCUCCCAGGUGGCUCGCGCCUCUUGCCAAGCCGCUGCCGAGCUGUUCUCCCUGAAGUCAACCAGUCUCCAGCUGGAGUGUGACGACCUAGUGUGUGGCCUUCUGCACCGCACCGCCGACACGAAUCGCUUUCUCCGCGCCGACGCCACUCACGCCUUGGAGUCAAUGGUGGAUAACGCACAGCCGCAGAAGAUAUUAAACAUCCUGGCGGCGAAGGGAGCCCAGCACCAGAACGCCUUAGUUCGCACCACUUCAGCUAAGCUGCUCUUCAGACUUGUCGAGCGACUGGGCAGUGAUCGCAUUUACGCAAUGGGUCGGGAGAGUCGCGACAAGUUCUUUGUGGUGGGGGCCAAUCUGCUGCUGGAGGGCAGCCUGGAGACCCGCAGCUACGCCAAGUCCUUAUUCCGGGCCCUCUCUGAGCACCACAACUACCAGCGACUGCUUCUGGAGGUGAUUCCGCCACGGACGUACAGGAAUGUGGAGAAGACGCUCAGAAGCAUCACACGUUGAUUUCGCUUGUGCGUUAUCUGUACAGCUUAGGUUUAGUAUCUGAAGCCACUGAA
Molecule: messenger RNA, 5674 nt
Organism: Drosophila rhopaloa
Lineage: Eukaryota; Metazoa; Arthropoda; Insecta; Diptera; Drosophilidae
Exons: 8
Coding region: 558-5621 (1687 amino acids)
Biological process (GO): mitotic spindle assembly
Cellular component (GO): mitotic spindle; spindle microtubule; microtubule organizing center
Molecular function (GO): microtubule binding
Source: RefSeq, a predicted model, not a curated record